AUGGACGAUGACGCCGAACUCAAAUCACAAACCUCCAUGGUUUCUAACCCUCUACACGUGAUUCACUAUUGCGAUCACGUGAUUCACUGUUGCGAUCAUGUGAAUGAUCUUGUCCAUGUGUGGAUGGCAGUGGGCUUCCUUUUGCCCGUCUGUUCAAUGAGUUUAGAAGAAGUAGGUAGCUUCUUCCACAGUACGGACAACCAAGGCUUGUACACGAUGCACGAUUUUGCCCGGUUGGUUGCUCAUGACGUGUGCUUUCUGAUUCUCGUCGUCCAUUAUCGUUGGAAGGAAUUUUCCAUCUUUGCAUGCUUCAUGACAAUCCUAUACCUCUGUGGGCACCCCACAAGAACAAGAGCCUUCAUGUUGUUCAAUGCGGUCAAAAACAACCACACCGAGGUCACUGAGACGCUUCUGAAGACUUCUGAAAAUCUAUAUUUCUUGCGAUUUCUUGACUUGUCGGGUAAUCGGUUCGUUGUUCUCCCAGAUGUCAUAUGCACUUUUCUAGCCUUACAAACACUGAGGCUGAGAGAUUGCCCGACACUUAAGGAGUUGUCAGAAGACUUGAAGGAUUUCACAUUUUGCGGCAUCUUGAGCUGUGAUGGAUCUUCCAUCAAGGAGCUGCCGGACAUGAAUAGCUUGCGGGGGCUUUUAUAUAUAAAGGGUCUGGAGAAUGUUCCUAAUGUGGAGGAGUCUUUGGGAGCUAGAAUGAGCAUGAAGACUCGUCUAGAAACAUUGGAAUUGCAAUGGAAACCUUUGCAACUCCAUUUAGUUGUAGACGUCGAAGGAGAACGUGGAAGACAAUUCGAUGUCUUGGCGAGUCUUGCGCCUCAUAGAGAUUUAGAAGUGCUCGUGAUAAAGAACUUCAAUGGAGCCCUUAAGAUAUUCUCGAUUGUCGACUUGCCCAAGUUCGUAGAAAUUGAUGAGCCAUUCUACGGCCCGGGUGAGGUUAAGUUUCAGUCGUUGGAAUCGUUCGAGCUCAGAAAUAUGUCUGCAUUGAAGAGGUGGGUUGAUGUAGGCGACACUGCAUUGCCCAAUGUAAUCACUUACAGGAUAGAAAAUUGCCCUAUUCUGGAUAGCUGGCCAUUGAGGCUUGCUUCUGUUUGUUCUUUUGUGACUCAAGCUUUGCCAAUGAGGAAGGUCCCAUAGGCAGUAACAUGUGUGCUUGCCGAGUUUUCCCCUUUUGACCUGAUCUCUUAACAUUUGGAUAUAUUGUACCUUUUGUCGAUUUGGUUCCCAUCAUUGCCAAAUACUACUGGUGUUUCAAUUCUAACAUUGGUGCUGAAAAAAUUGUGUAGCGGGUUAUUGUAGUGACCGAGUUUCAACUGCUAGUGGUUUGUAUCUCGACUUUUUCUGUGACUCUCAUAGCUACAUGUCGCUUUGUUGUUGAAUUUUCAUAUCAAUGUCUUAGCAUAUUUGACUAACAGUCACCUAUUUGGUUGAUCGAUUUAUGAUGCUUUGGGAUGCAUUACUACAACAACAACAACAACAA
Molecule: messenger RNA, 1489 nt
Organism: Striga asiatica
Lineage: Eukaryota; Viridiplantae; Streptophyta; Magnoliopsida; Lamiales; Orobanchaceae
Source: the annotation of a GenBank genome assembly